UCUCGGCCAAUCAGGAUGUAGAGACAGACAUGGAGACGUUCCAGAUGGAGAUUGACAAGGAGAGCAAGAAGUGCAUGUUCCGGACCAACGGAGGCACUUAUUGGACACUGGUGUCUCACGGCGGGAUACAGUCCACAGCGACAGAAGUGGAAGCCAACACCAUGUUUGACAUUGAAUGGCUCGGUCGGAGAGUGGCUCUCAAGGCCAGCAACGGGAAGUAUGUCUGCACCAAAAAGAACGGGCAGCUUUCAGCAGUCAGCGAUUCUGUAGGUGAUGACGAGUUGUUCCUGAUGAAGCUCAUCAACCGCCCCAUGUUGAUCCUUCGAGGAGAGAACGGAUUUGUGUGUCACCACAAGAACUCCAACACGCUAGACUCGAACCGUUCCGUCUACGACAUCUUCUCAUUGCUCUUCAGUGACGGAGCCUAUCACAUCAAAAGCGUGGGCGGAAAGUUCUGGUAUGUCUCCAGCAGUGGGCUGGUGUGCUCCGACGGAGACAAGCCGGAGGACUUCUACUUGGAGUUCCUGGAACAUGGGCGUGUGGGCAUUAAGGGCAAGAAUGGCAAGUACCUGCGUGGGGACCAGGGAGGCACGCUGAAGAGUGAUGCUGCCGACUCAGACAGCUCCUCCCUCUGGGAAUACUGAGCCCCCUGGG
Molecule: messenger RNA, 654 nt
Organism: Hypomesus transpacificus
Lineage: Eukaryota; Metazoa; Chordata; Actinopteri; Osmeriformes; Osmeridae
Gene: fscn2a
Product: fascin actin-bundling protein 2a, retinal
Exons: 4
Coding region: 30-644 (204 amino acids)
Biological process (GO): cell migration; actin filament bundle assembly; establishment or maintenance of cell polarity
Cellular component (GO): cytoplasm; actin cytoskeleton
Molecular function (GO): protein-macromolecule adaptor activity; actin filament binding
Source: RefSeq, a predicted model, not a curated record